Molecule: messenger RNA, 819 nt
Organism: Penicillium digitatum Pd1
Lineage: Eukaryota; Fungi; Ascomycota; Eurotiomycetes; Eurotiales; Aspergillaceae
Source: RefSeq, a predicted model, not a curated record
AUGUCUAAUCGCUCGGAUAUCCCUUCCUCUGAGGAUUUUACAGAGUACUAUGAAGACCUUUCAGCCCAUUGGCCCGUAAUGCCAGCGACCCCAUUCCUGGGAUCCAUCAGCCCUUACUGCACAGAGUCUCUAGUUCAAUCCAGCCUCCUGACGCCAAUCAGUCUUCCGGACAACUCGUUUCAUCCCAGCCCAGCAAUCAGUCAGCACUCACAGGGCUACCACGCACAAGAUUAUCAAUACAAUUUCAAUGACCCCGUUUCAGCUCCAUUGGGUCUCGGUAUCUCUGCGCCCUUCCCGAGUGAUUUUCCCCGGUCUUCAGCUCCCAGUCCCGCCUAUCUGUAUGCUCCGGACCCAAGUGACAUCCCGCAUGGCGUGGCACAGACGCCUAGUCCGUCGUCCCAGGGUCCACCACCGGCCAAACGCGCCAGAAUUCCAUCCUUGGACACAGCCUCGCUCGAGAAGACAAGUAAUAAACCAAUCAACAUCGCUCCCAAUCCAGAAGGAGUUCUCCGAAUGGAGCAGAAUCGUCAGCACACCCAGCCAACUCCACACAUACUCCCUAAGAUCCGGGCCCCAGGCCGCGGCCGGCGUGACCCGCAAGCAGAAGACGAAGACGCAUUUGUGGAAGAACUGCGAGACAGACAAACGGCCUGGAGGGUUGUGCGUCAGGAAUUCCGAGAGAGAUUCAACAAAGAUGCCUCCGAGGCGCGCCUGCAGAUGCGUCUUCAUCGUCGGCUCCGAGAGCGAAUGGUGCGCUGGGAAGAGUCAGAUGUGAGUAUGUACCUCCCCCGUAGCACAUGGUAUGAAAAGAUCCAAUAA